AAUCCGUCUGCGUAGGGUGUGCUCCGGAGCUAGUCUCGGCACACAUUUUAUUAUUAUGAAACAAACCAAAAGCUAGAGAGCACGCGCAGACAUAUUUUUAUAAGAAAAAAAAAAUCGGUGAAGCAGGAUUUAAUUGUCCAACCUCAAGCAACGCGAAGAAGAAAAAAUAAGGAAAGAAGAAACGAAGAAGAAACGUGAGCCCGCCGCGAGCCUCAUUGUUGAAGCGUGGUGAGAACCGUGAGCCACUUCACCGUCAGCUACAAGCUCUCCCGGUCCGGGCUUUGUCAUACCGGUCAGUCGGAACGUCUGCUACGGUUACCAACGGUCGUAACGGUUACCAACGGGCCGAGGCGGAGCACCGGGUUAAAGCUGUCCGCUCUCCGAGCCGCAUCGGGUAGGCCACGCGCCGACAUUUUGCUGCUCGAGCUAACGCUAACUAGCCCACGUUGCUAACCGGUCGGACGGCUCGUAAAUGCGUCUGCGCUCAUACAUUUAUAAAAGUGGUUGAGGGGACCGGGCAAAGGGCUCCCUGCCGACACGAGGCGCGUAUCGGCGGGUUGUUGUCGACAGCGUUUCGAGCUACUAUCACCCCCGCGGCCGUACCGCUUGAGAGCACACGUCGACCAACAUGAACCCCAGCGCGCCGAGCUACCCGAUGGCGUCCCUCUAUGUGGGGGACCUGCACCCGGACGUCACCGAGGCCAUGCUCUACGAGAAGUUCAGCCCGGCCGGGCCCAUCCUCUCCAUCAGGGUCUGCAGAGACAUGAUCACCCGCCGGUCCCUCGGCUACGCCUAUGUCAACUUCCAGCAGCCCGCAGACGCCGAGCGAGCCCUGGACACCAUGAACUUCGAUGUUAUCAAAGGAAGGCCCCUCCGCAUCAUGUGGUCUCAACGGGACCCCUCUCUGAGGAAAAGUGGAGUGGGCAACAUCUUCAUCAAGAACCUGGACAAGUCCAUCGAUAACAAAGCCCUCUACGACACCUUCUCUGCAUUUGGAAACAUCCUGUCCUGCAAGGUGGUUUGUGAUGAAAAUGGCUCAAAGGGUUACGGCUUUGUGCACUUUGAGACCCAAGAGGCUGCUGAGCGGGCCAUUGAGAAAAUGAAUGGCAUGUUGCUUAAUGACAGAAAAGUGUUCGUUGGACGCUUCAAGUCUCGCAAAGAGAGGGAGGCUGAGCUCGGGGCACGCGCCAGAGAGUUUACCAAUGUUUACAUCAAGAACUUUGGGGAGGACAUGGAUGACGAGAAGCUGCGGGAGAUGUUUAAUCUAUAUGGACCGUGCCUCAGCAUCCGCGUUAUGACUGAUGAGAGCGGCAAAUCGAAGGGUUUUGGCUUUGUCAGCUUCGAGAGACAUGAGGAUGCACAAAAGGCGGUGGACGACAUGAACGGCAAAGAACUCAACGGCAGACAAGUGUAUGUCGGCCGCGCACAGAAGAAAGGGGAGCGGCAGAACGAGCUCAAACGUAAAUUUGAGCAGAUGAAACAAGAUCGCAUGACAAGAUACCAGGGUGUAAAUCUGUAUGUGAAAAAUCUGGAUGAUGGCCUCGACGACGAGCGCCUACGCAAAGAAUUCUCUCCAUUCGGAACCAUAACUAGCGCUAAGGUAAUGAUGGAGGGGGGCCGCAGUAAAGGCUUUGGCUUUGUGUGUUUCUCCUCCCCGGAGGAGGCAACAAAGGCCGUUACAGAAAUGAAUGGCCGUAUUGUUGCCACAAAGCCACUGUAUGUGGCCCUGGCCCAGCGUAAGGAGGAGCGUCAAGCCCAUCUAACAAACCAGUACAUGCAGAGGAUGGCCACAGUUCGUGCUGUGCCCAACCCUGUCCUCAACCCAUACCAGCCUGCCCCACCCUCAGGCUACUUCAUGGCGGCGAUACCUCAGGCCCAGAACCGGGCUGCAUACUACUCCGCCAACCAGCUGGCGCAGCUCCGCCCGAGCCCCCGCUGGGCGACUCAAGGAGUUCGUCCUCAACACUUCCAGAACAUGCCCAACGCCAUGCGCCCCUCGGCUCCCCGGCCCCAGGCCUUCAGCACCAUCCGUCCCACGGCCGUCCCCAACGCGCAGGUUCCGCGCAUGAUGGCGUCCCAGCGCAUGCCCACCCAGGCCCUCGGCCAGCGCCCCACCGGAGCGUCGGCCGCCGCCGCUCCAGUGCGCGCCAUGCCCCAGUACAAGUAUGCCGCCGGAGUGCGCAACCCCCAGCAGCACAUGGGGUCGCAGCCACAGGUCCCGAUGCAGCAGCCCGCUGUCCAUGCCCAAGGACAAGAGCCCCUGACCUCCUCCAUGCUGGCUGCUGCCCCUCCUCAGGAACAGAAGCAGAUGCUGGGUGAGCGUCUGUUCCCCCUGAUCCAGAACAUGCACCCCAGCCUGGCCGGCAAGAUCACCGGUAUGCUGCUGGAGAUCGACAACUCUGAACUGCUCCACAUGCUCGAGUCGCCGGAGUCUCUGCGCUCAAAGGUGGACGAGGCCGUCGCUGUGCUCCAGGCCCACCAGGCCAAGGAGGCGGCUCAGAAGUCUCCCACCCCUGCUGGCGUUCCCAGCGUCUAAGAUUGAAACCUGCUUCACUGACGGAAAAAGAGAAAAAAAUAUUAAACAUUGUAAAACCUAAAACUCUGAAAACAUCGAAAAAUGAUAAAUUAUUUCUUAAAAAAAGAAUAAAACAAUUAAUCUGCCAGGUCUAGAGAUGAUAAAGCUAGACCUUGAUUGUCAACAAAUUUGUUGGGAGAAAAAUAGAAAAAAAAGAAAAGAAUCGAUUAGAAAUUUGAAUGCAUUCCUCUGUUUUAUGUCAUUUUACUGUCAGUGCUCGGAAUAUCAGCCGUGUUCAGGAAGGUGAUAGCUGAGCAUUAUGAAAGGUGAUUUGUAUUGUAAACUGCUGGCUGUAAUAAAAUUCUCAUUAAAAAUUCAA
Molecule: messenger RNA, 2894 nt
Organism: Pseudoliparis swirei
Lineage: Eukaryota; Metazoa; Chordata; Actinopteri; Perciformes; Liparidae
Product: polyadenylate-binding protein 1A
Exons: 15
Coding region: 629-2536 (635 amino acids)
Cellular component (GO): ribonucleoprotein complex
Molecular function (GO): RNA binding
Source: RefSeq, a predicted model, not a curated record